ACACGACAAAAAAAUUAUGAUAGAUCAAUCAUGGUUGUUUUUCUACACAUACCCAUUCUUGGGGGGGUUUCUGAGAUUUUGUAUGUCCAAAAGGGGGUUGCAGAAUUUUUUUUUAUCAAAAUUUUUGAGAAUCACUGCUAUUACAAUUCGGCAAGUAAUGUAAAAGUAAUGAUUGGAAAGAGAGACGUUAAUCAUGUAUAAUUUUCUGUUUAAUAUAAAUGGUUGAGCAUUUUAAUAAUUGCUAGUUUUUAAAUAAGUUAGUCGCAACACUCUAAGAAAAAGUAGAACUAAUAUUGUAAUAUCGACUACUGGUGUAGAGCGUAUUUAUUGUGAGUUUACAAAGCUUAUAGAUCAAUUCAAGUGACGCAAUUUUGCAUCGGACAUGGACCGUUGGGUAGGAAAAGUUGCUAUAGUGACCGGCGCAAGUGCCGGUAUCGGUGCUGCAAUCGCCGAAGAAUUGGUGAUGUCCGGAAUAAACGUGGUAGGGAUGGCGCGCCGCGAGAACAAGAUGAACGAGAUGGUCGAGAAAUUCGGAAAGUAUCCAGGAAAGUUUUACAGCCUGAAAACCGAUCUGACGGUCGUCGAAGAUAUUUUGGCAUCCCUGAAAUGGGUCAAGGACAACGUCGGACCCAUCCACAUUGUGAUCAACAACGCUGGAUUCCUUGCGGAAGGUGGCACUUUCAAUGGUGAUUUGAGCGUGUGGAAAUCGCAGAUGGAUUCGAUGCUUUUGGCGCCUUGCAUCAUCAGCCAAGAAUCUAUUAAGGACAUGAUUGCAAACAAUGUUGACGGACACAUCAUCAAUGUGAACAGCAUCUAUGGGCACGUUAUCAAUCAUGUGUAUAACCCGGAAAUGGGUAUUUACCCAGCCAUCAAGCACGGUAUUAGUGCCCUCACCGAAACCACCAGACAGGAAUUGGUCCUGAAAGGAAAGAAAAUCAAAAUUUCCGCAAUUUCACCUGGAAUGACGGGAUCCGAAUUGUUCAACGGAUACCCUGCCGAAGCUAUCGCAAAAAUUCCUCUUUUGAGUUGUACCGAUGUUUCGAACGCUGUCAUGUUCAUGCUCAGUAGACCUCCGCAUGUUCAAGUUCAAGAGAUGGUCAUUAAACCAAUUGGCGAGAUCGCUUAAACCAAACAUUAUUUACAUUAAGUAAUGUAUAUAAUAUAAUUAAUUAC
This is a messenger RNA of Nicrophorus vespilloides, 1173 nucleotides long. RefSeq names its product farnesol dehydrogenase-like. The record is from RefSeq and is a predicted model, not a curated record. The transcript has 5 exons. The coding region runs from base 383 to 1126 and encodes 247 amino acids. NCBI's taxonomy places the organism in Eukaryota, Metazoa, Arthropoda, Insecta, Coleoptera, Silphidae.